This is a messenger RNA of Talpa occidentalis (Iberian mole), 1041 nucleotides long. RefSeq names its product A-kinase anchoring protein 14 (gene AKAP14). Gene Ontology annotation, molecular function: protein kinase A regulatory subunit binding. Lineage: Eukaryota; Metazoa; Chordata; Mammalia; Eulipotyphla; Talpidae. The coding region runs from base 325 to 903 and encodes 192 amino acids. Gene Ontology annotation, cellular component: cAMP-dependent protein kinase complex. The record is from RefSeq and is a predicted model, not a curated record. The transcript is spliced from 6 exons.
CAUACCAGCAACUCCUCCCAGCACAGAGCUCCAAGCCCAUCUCCUCCUUCGGGUGGAAGCUGGGUAUGGAAUCUGCGGGCUCCCCCUGUCAUUGAGAUCCAACUGUUGCUGUGACAGACUCCUCUCCAUCACUCAGCUGUCUCCCAUCUCCCACUCUUUGGCUGAACUGAAGCAGCAGAUAUAUUUGGACUUUACUUCCCAUUGGUUGAAACUGUUGUCAUGGCAGCGCUUACAAACAUUCCUUCUGGAAACUCUGGAAAACAGAUGCUUACAGGCCUCUUGUGGGGUUUCUAAAGAAGGAUCUGCUCACUCAGGGAAAAGAAAAUGAAGAAAACAAAUAUGUCUAAGAGAGUCCGAAUUAUGGAAACACUGGAUAUGUAUAAACAUUCUACAAGGCAGAUGACAAGAAAGGACAGAGACGCCAGCAAUGUGACUGAACUAGCUCUACAUUUAGUUCAAAGUGUCAUCGAUGCAGCUGUUACGUUUGUGGAAGAAGCUAAAAAUCCCAUCAAAAAUAUCAAAUGGAUCACUCAUGGUGCAUUCACAGCCGAAAGGGGCCGUAGAGAAAUCGAGAGGUUCAUUUUGACUUGGGAGCAUCAGGACCGGUGGGUGCACCACACAGAGUUUAUACAGAGGGAAGACUGGAUUCACAGCUUCCACUACAUCUACCAUGUACAAUGGAGCCCCGGAAGCGCUCGGAUACCAGUGCCACGAACCAGUGCCUCUGCCUUCUUCACCAUCAAGAUCACCAAAAGCAAACCUCCGGAUGCACCCAUUGAUGUCUCUUAUAUUUUUGAGGGCCAAUCACUAGUUCAAAGGCCAGGAAUGCUUCGAUUUCGAGAAAACUGGCUGAGGGAAAUUGUUGAGAGCAAACACAUUUUACUGGAGUCGGUUCCUUUCUAAUUCAAUUGUAUCUGAUUCUUAAAGAAUGUUUUAGGAUUUCUAAUUAGAAUGCAUUAAAAAUAUGAUACUGCACACCAAACCACAGGAUAUUUAUUGAAUAAUAAACUUGUGGCACAUAAUUCAGCUGUAUUUUGUUUU